UGCGAAGUGACACUGGACUAGGGGACUCCGGGAAUAUUGACAGGUGAACACCAGGGGUUUCCGGUUAAAUUUGUUUUGAAAUUUUUGAAAGCUAGGGCGAGAGAUUGGCAGACAUGUCCACGCUGUUCCCCUCUCUCUUCCCCCGGAUAACGGAGUCCCUGUGGUUCAACCUCGACCGACCCUGUGUGGACGAGACCGAGCUGCACCAGCAGGAGCAGCAGCACCAAACCUGGCUGCAGAGCAUUGCUGAGAAAGACAACAACCUGAUGCCCAUUGGGAAACCUAUUUUUGAGGCAGGAUAUGAUGAAGAGGAAGAAGAGGAUGACGAGGAUGAGGAGGACAGCGAGGAAGACUCGGAAGACGAAGAAGACAUGCAGGACAUGGACGAGAUGAAUGAUUACAACGAGUCACCCGAUGACGGCGAAAUCAAUGAGGUUGACAUGGAGGGACCAGAUCAAGACCAAGACCAAUGGAUGAUUUAAGACAAAAGACAAUUUUAGUCUCCAUCAAGCUGUCUGGCACUGGAUUUCUACUCCCUUAAAACAUGUCUGAUUCCCCUUCAGUCUGUGACACAGAUAUAUUUUUUUAUUUGUGCAAACAGGAAAAUAAUAUAAUCGCAAAAGUCAAAGCUUGCAUCAUGAUGUAUUCAGAGGGAGGUUGGGUGAAGCCAGCAAAAAGUACUUUCAAGCUGCAAUUGGCCUUUGAAGGCUCUGGACAACUUACAAUCACUCUCACACACACACACACACACACACACACACACACACACACACACACACACACACACACACACACACACACACACACACACACACACACACACACACACGGUCCUGCUGUUUUGUAACCAGUGAGGCACACCCCCACACAGUGGAAGCAGUAGGCAUCAGCCAAGUGAUCUUUCAUUAAAACAUUGACCUUGUUGUAUCUUCAGUCAUGUGCUACUUCACAGAGAGCCUUUAAAAGCUGACCGAGCUCAACCAACUGUUCAGUCAGCUAAAUAAUUAGUCACCUAUGAAGGAGACUGACAGAUACUUCACCACCAUAUUGUACAAUUCUGUUUGAAAGUGUUCAGUAUGCUGCUAAUCUUUUGUUAAAGAUAUAUUCCCAGUGGGAUCUUCAUGAAAGUUUGUGAAACCGUAUUAUGUUCAUACAAUGCAUCCGUUUUGCAUUUUCAUGUUUGUUAACUAUGUCAAUGGUCAAAGCAACCGUUCCUUUUGAAUUUGGAUGGACACUGUGUGUAUUCAAUUGACAUUGACGUUCUUCAUUCUUGGAUCCUUUAACUUAAAGGAUUGCUUACCAAGGCUUUGAUUAUUUGUACUAAAAUGAAUGGAAGCCUUAAUUCUUUUUAUAUUAAAUGAAAUAAUUUUGAUGAAA
Molecule: messenger RNA, 1377 nt
Organism: Cottoperca gobio
Lineage: Eukaryota; Metazoa; Chordata; Actinopteri; Perciformes; Bovichtidae
Gene: anapc15
Product: anaphase promoting complex subunit 15
Exons: 5
Coding region: 114-482 (122 amino acids)
Biological process (GO): regulation of mitotic cell cycle spindle assembly checkpoint
Cellular component (GO): anaphase-promoting complex
Source: RefSeq, a predicted model, not a curated record